Messenger RNA from Saccostrea cuccullata (small rock oyster), 1516 nucleotides. RefSeq lists its product as uncharacterized. The record is from RefSeq and is a predicted model, not a curated record. Bases 2 to 1456 code for a protein of 484 amino acids. The transcript has 3 exons. NCBI's taxonomy places the organism in Eukaryota, Metazoa, Mollusca, Bivalvia, Ostreida, Ostreidae.
CAUGCUGAAGGAGGUGUGCUUUCUACUGUUGGUCACUUACGUGGCUGCCACAUAUAGCUCUGGUUAUCCUUCCAUUCCCUCCGGUCCGUCCUCAACCUACCCCACUUAUCCAACUGGUGGAUACAGAUAUGUCGUGUACAUUCAGUAUCUCUACUAUUUAUUUGUCACAUACGGACCAACCUCUGUCCAAUAUCUACAGUAUUACCAAUACUUAGUCAGACUACACAUCAUUCCUGAUGGGUUUAACUUUGGCAGAGGGGGAUUUCCAGGAUUUGGCGGUAGUGGAGCUUUUCCAUUAGGAGGUAGAGGUGGUAUCAGCCCUACUGGGGGCAGUCCAACUGGUGGAUUCCCAUUAAGCCCUGGAUUUGGAGGUCUUCCGCUGGGAGGAUCAGGUUCCCCAUUGGGAAGUGGUAUCGGAGGCCUCCCCUUAGGAGGCAACAGUCUUGGAGGAGGAUUCCCACAGGGAGGUUCUGGAUUUCCUACAGGUGGACUCCCAAGUGGCGGUGCAGGGUUCCCUCUUGGUGGAGGUAGUCUAACUGGUGGUUUUCCACUUGGCGGAUCAGGUUCUCCAUUAGGUGGUGGUAUUGGAGGUUUGCCUUUGGGAAGUUCUGGCUUGGGAGGAGGAAUGCCAUUGGGAGGAUUCCCGAGCGGAGGUGCCAGCUUUCCUUUAAGCAGUGGAGGUUUAGGAGGUUUACCAAUUGGCAGUGGAGGUCUUGGAGGAGGAUUCCCUCUUGGUGGUUCUGGAUUUCCUAGUGGAGGAUUCCCUACUGGUGGUGCCGGAUUCCCUAUCGGAGGUGGAUUCCCUCUCGCGGGAACUAGUGGAAGCUUCCCUAUUGGGGGAGCUGGAUUCCCUACUGGAGGCAGUGGUUUUGGUGGAUUCCCAUCUGGUGGUGCCGGAUUCCCUAUCGGAGGUGGUAGUCGUGGAGGUGGAUUCCCUCUCGGGGGAAGUAGUAGAAGCUUCCCUAUUGGGGAAACUGGAUUCCCUACUGGAGGCAGUGGUUUUGGUGGAUUCCCAUCUGGUGGCAGCUCUUUAAGUUUGACUAGAAGUGGUUCUAGUUUCUCAUCUGGUAGUUCUGGAUUCCCAAGUGGAGGAUUUCCAACUGGUGGUGCUGGUUUCCCCAUCGGCGGAGGAAAUCUUGGAGGUGGAUUCCCCAUCGGGGGAACUGGUGGAGGCUUUCCUCUUGGAGGAACCGGAUUCCCUACUGGAGGCAGUGGUCUCGGAGGAUUCCCAUCUAGCGGCAGGUCUUUAAGUCUUACCAGGAGUGGUUCUAGUUUCUCCUCUGGUAGUUCCGGAUUCCCAAGUGGAGGAUUAUCGGGUAUUGGAGGUGGAUUUCCCGGAUCCGGACUCAGUGGAUUUUCUGAUUUCUCCAGUUUGUCUUCCAGUUUGAGUGGGUUUGAUGAUCUUAAUGAUGGGUUUUCCGGAGGCUAUGGUGGAUACAAAUCUGGUAAAUACUAGUGGACCAUAAGACUGACGACAGGAUGUAAACACGGAAUUGAAGAUUAGUAAUGACACUGA